ACACAGAUAUGUUUAUUCAUUACUGUAUCCCUGUAAUAAUGCCUGGCAUGCAGUAGGUCCCUAAUAUUUGUUGAAUGAAUGAAUUAUAGAAUAGAGUGCAAAAUUAAUUCUAAUGUAUUUUAAAGUAAAGCAUGAGAGUUCAAAGAAAUGUUGUAUUUGCCAUCUACAACUUGGAAUAAUGUUCCUUGAUCCUGCUUUACUUCAUGCACUUUUGCCAGCAGAGGUGGAUGCCUUAGGGAAAAAGUUGGAUAAAUGCUGAUCUAAGGCAACACGUCUAAAUGGUUAUGUGAACAUUUCCCAGUUGGGGUAAAACUAAGAGGAGUGAUAAUAACAUCUCAUCAAUUUAAAGGACAAGUUCACUGAUCGUACUGUCAUACUCCAGAGAUACAUAUGCCAAGAAGCAAAGAGAUGCACUCUUGUAUUCCAGAAAGAAGAUGAUUUAGGACAUACGAGUCAGGCAGCAAAAGUUGGAGCCAUUGUAUGAUUGUGUGUCAAAAUGAGAGUCACACACUUCAAGAACUGUAGGAACUAAUUUUAGAAAAAGACUCUUCAGAACAGAUGACACAUGAAAUGUAAAGCCAUGAAAAUAAUGUCAAAGGAGAGAGUUAGGCAGAUCUUCAAAGUCUCCGCCCUCGAAUCCUGGCAACAGGCGCGGUGAGUUUUUCUGAGAGGAACCCGGCCUGGGGUUGCUAUGGAGAUAGGACGCAGCAACUCACAGAGCAACCAGGACCCAGAAAUCGCUUAAGAGACCGCGGCAAAGUAACUUAACUGAGUUGCCUUCUUCCAUAUUUUCACGCCCCUUUCAUCCAGAACAUUUUUUUUCUUGAACUGCUUCCAUGGAAGACUCAACCUCCCCGAAGCAAGAAAAAGAAAACCAAGAAGAACUAGGGGAAACAAGGCGGUCAUGGGAAGGAAAGACAGCAGCUUCUCCCCAAUAUUCUGAGCCUGAGUGGUCUGAGCCCUUGGAGGCGAAGCAGGGGCCAGAAACUGGACGCCAGUCCCGAAGCAGCCGUCCUUGGAGCCCGCAGUCUAGAGCCAAGACGCCUCUGGGUGGCCCCGCGGGACCAGAAACAUCAUCACCUGCUCCUGUCUCUCCGCGGGAGCCCUCUUCCUCUCCUUCUCCCCUGGCUCCGGCCAGACAAGACCUCGCGGCACCACCUCAGUCAGACAGGACCACGAGUGUGAUUCCUGAAGCUGGGACACCUUAUCCUGAUCCUUUGGAACAAUCAUCUGAUAAAAGAGAAUCAACUCCUCAUCACACAAGCCAGUCAGAGGGAAACAGCUUUCAACAGUCUCAGCAACCCAAACCCCACCUGUGUGGACGAAGGGACGUGAGCUAUAACAACGCUAAACAGAAAGAGCUGAGAUUUGACGUUUUUCAGGAGGAAGACUCAAACAGUGACUAUGAUUUACAGCAGCCGGCGCCUGGGGGCUCUGAAGUGGCCCCCAGCAUGCUUGAGAUCACCAUUCAGAAUGCUAAGGCUUACCUGCUGAAGACUAGUAGCAAUUCGGGCUUUAAUCUAUAUGAUCAUCUUUCUAAUAUGUUGACCAAGAUAUUAAAUGAGCGUCCUGAAAAUGCUGUUGACAUCUUUGAAAAUAUUAGCCAAGAUGUGAAGAUGGCACAUUUUAGUAAAAAAUUUGAUGCACUCCAAAAUGAGAAUGAGUUGCUUCCAACAUAUGAAAUAGCAGAAAAGCAAAAGGCUCUUUUUCUCCAGGGACAUUUGGAAGGAGUUGACCAAGAAUUGGAAGAUGAAAUAGCAGAAAACGCUCUUCCAAAUGUAAUGGAGUCAGCUUUUUAUUUUGAACAAGCUGGAGUUGGUUUGGGCACAGAUGAGACAUACCGCAUAUUUCUUGCCCUCAAGCAGCUUACUGACACCCACCCAAUCCAAAGAUGCCGCUUCUGGGGAAAGAUCUUGGGUCUGGAAAUGAAUUAUAUUGUAGCUGAAGUGGAAUUUCGUGAGGGGGAAGAUGAAGAGGAAGUGGAAGAGGAAGAUGUAGCUGAAGAGAGGGACAAUGGAGAAAGUGAAGCUGAUGAAGAUGAGGAAGAUGAAUUACCAAAGUCCUUUUACAAGGCCCCACAGGCUAUACCAAAAGAAGAAAGUAGAACAGGUGCCAACAAAUAUGUCUAUUUUGUUUGCAAUGAACCAGGAAGACCAUGGGUGAAGUUACCACCAGUUAUACCUGCACAAAUUGUUAUUGCAAGAAAAAUCAAGAAAUUUUUCACUGGGCGAUUGGAUGCUCCCAUCAUAAGCUACCCACCUUUCCCAGGAAAUGAGAGUAAUUACUUACGAGCGCAAAUUGCCCGAAUUUCAGCAGGAACCCACGUCAGUCCUCUAGGAUUUUAUCAGUUUGGUGAAGAGGAAGGAGAGGAGGAGGAGGAGGAAGAGGAAGAGGUAGAAGGUGGGCGAAACAGCUUUGAGGAAAACCCUGAUUUUGAAGGCAUCCAAGUGAUUGAUCUAGUAGAAUCCCUAUCCAAUUGGGUUCAUCAUGUACAGCAUAUUCUCUCUCAGGGUCGCUGUAAUUGGUUCAACUCCAUACAAAAAAAUGAGGAAGAAGAAGAGGAAGAAGAUGAAGAAAAUGACGAGCCUGACUACAUAGAACAGGAAGUGGGGCCUCCUCUUUUGACGCCAAUCUCUGAAGAUUUAGAGAUUCAGAAUAUACCCCCAUGGACAACACGGUUAUCCUCAAAUCUCAUUCCACAAUAUGCUAUUGCAGUCCUUCAAUCCAACCUUUGGCCUGGAGCAUAUGCUUUCUCCAAUGGCAAAAAGUUUGAAAAUUUCUACAUAGGCUGGGGUCAUAAGUAUAGUCCAGACAAUUAUACACCCCCAGUUCCACCACCAGUUUAUCAAGAAUACCCCAGUGGACCAGAAAUUACAGAAAUGGAUGAUCCUAGUGUGGAGGAGGAGCAGGCUUUCAGGGCUGCACAAGAAGCAGUUCUACUCGCAGCUGAGAAUGAAGAAUCUGAGGAAGAUGAAGAUGAGGAAGAUGAUUAUGACUAAUAAACAUAAAAUUAGCCUGGUUUUAUGUGACACUGAUACACACACACCCCUUAUAUGGGACUAAUUUUACACUUUUCUGUGUAUGUGUGUAUAUACAUACACAUGUAAGAAAUUAUUCAACUGCAAAAUGUCAAUCUUGAAAAUCAAGCUUGAAAUUUCAUAGGUAGAAAUAUUAGCAUUUUUAUUGAAAGAUACUCAUAGGAUUUUCCAGAGGCUAAAUAACACGCAAUCGCAUAAUUGUUCUGAGGGUUAUGGAUAAUGGAAUAUGUACUUGUACAUUCCUGUUUUUAAAAGGGCUCAGGUUUCAUAUGGUCCAGGUGAGGUAAAACAAUUAAAAUAAAUAAAUAAAUGGU
Gorilla gorilla gorilla (western lowland gorilla) is the source of this 3352-nucleotide messenger RNA. It is a transcript of the gene RSPH4A, whose product is annotated as radial spoke head component 4A. Gene Ontology annotation, biological process: cilium movement involved in cell motility; cilium assembly; axoneme assembly. Gene Ontology annotation, cellular component: radial spoke; axoneme. Lineage: Eukaryota; Metazoa; Chordata; Mammalia; Primates; Hominidae. The transcript is spliced from 9 exons. The record is from RefSeq and is a predicted model, not a curated record. Bases 837 to 2999 code for a protein of 720 amino acids.